Molecule: messenger RNA, 2869 nt
Organism: Trichomycterus rosablanca
Lineage: Eukaryota; Metazoa; Chordata; Actinopteri; Siluriformes; Trichomycteridae
Gene: kbtbd12
Product: kelch repeat and BTB (POZ) domain containing 12
Exons: 5
Coding region: 35-1906 (623 amino acids)
Molecular function (GO): protein binding
Source: RefSeq, a predicted model, not a curated record
UUAGAAAACCAAAUCAAUCAAAUCAAGAAGCAGGAUGGAUCUUAGAGCUAAGCACGGCCUGAUGCUGUUGGAGCAGCUCAAUCGCAUGCGUGAGGCUGAGCAGUUGACGGAUGUGGUGUUAGUCGCAGAAGGCAUCAGCUUCCCAUGUCACCGGUCUGUUCUUGCCGCAUUCAGCCCUUACUUCCGGGUCAUGUUCACCUGUGGCCUUCGUGAGAGCACAACCCGGCAGGUGGUACUAAGGGACAUGCCGGCUCAAAGCUUAGCCCUUUUACUGGAAUACAUGUACAGCUCCAAACUCCCACUUUCUCAUGAAAAUGUUCAGGGAAUCUCAGUCGCUGCCUUCCUCCUUCAGAUGGAUGAUGUCUUUGGUCGCUGCCAGGUUUACAUGACAGACAACAUGGAGGUCUCCAACUGCCUGGGCAUUUAUUACUAUGCCCGGGACUUAGGGGCUGAGGAGUUGGCAGACCAGGCUCAGCGUUACCUCCGACAGCACUUUACCGAAGUCUGUAUGAGCAGUGAAGUGCUGGAACUGGAGGCUCACCAGCUAGGUGCCUUACUAGCUUCAGAUGACCUUAAUGUGACUCGAGAGGAAACUAUUCUUGAUGUAGUGCUGCGAUGGGUAAAAUAUUGCUCAGCUGGUGUAGGUCUAGGAGAAGAAAACCGUGCCAACCAUCUACUGGAACUCUUAAAGAAGGUCCGUCUACCACUGAUAAGUGUAACUUAUCUGAAGGAGACGCUGCAGCGCAACACAGCACUGCUGGCUGAUGCAGAAUGUCUAGAAAUGAUGGAAGAUGCAAUCGAAGCAGCCGGUCUUCAUCCUGAUGCUCCAGCUCGACGACUGAAGCUGCGAUAUGGCAUGGAAACCACCCAUCUUCUACUAUGCAUUGGCAAUGAAAGUGGAGGGAUACGCUCACGAUAUGGUAGCUAUUCGGACCGAAGCUUCUGUUACGCCCCUUCCACUGGUCGCACAUUUUUUAUCACUUCCCCUCAAUAUGGUGAUGCCCUUGGAUAUGUCUGUGCAGGGGUUGUCACUGAACACAAUGACAUCAUUGUUGCAGGAGAAUUAGGGGCACGAAGAAUGGCAAGACAAAAGGAGAGAAAUGUGGAGAUUUUCAAGUAUAAUGAGGAAGCUCAAGGUAGCUGGAAACACCUGACUUCAGCAGAAUAUCGUGAUUCAUAUGCCCUGGGUUCCCUGGGCGACUACGUGUACCUAAUUGGAGGUCAGAUGAAGCUGAAAAACCAGUAUCUUAUGACCAAUAGUGUCGCUCGCUGGUCGUUACAGGGUGGCCCAUGGCGCAAUGCUGCACCUUUACCGAUGCCCUUGGCCUAUCACAGUGUUGUCCAGAUAAAAAAAAAUUUUUAUGUGCUUGGGGGAAAGACACCACAGACAUAUCAUGCAGAUGAUGAGCCUGAAAGCAUGAGUAACCACCUGCUGGAGUACAACCCAGAUACUAACAAGUGGAAUGAGCUCUGUCCUAUGAAGUAUUCCAAAUAUCGUUGCAGUGCAGUGGCACUUAAUGGGGAGAUCUAUGUUCUAGGUGGUAUUGGGUGUGAGGGUAUGGAUCGAGGGCAGUCACGUCGCUGCCUAGAUGCAGUAGAGAUCUAUAACCCUGAUGGAGAUUUCUGGAGGGACGGACCUCUGUUACCCCGACCGCUUCUCUCACUGAGAAGCAACGCACCUAACGCUGGGGUAGUGGAUGGAAAACUGUAUGUAUGUGGAUAUUACAGAGGAGCAGAUCGGCAUGACAUCCUCACCAAGGACAUCCUGCAGUUGGAUCCAUGGGAGAACGAGUGGACUGUGGUGGUUAAGCAGGCUGUAAUGCAUGACAGCUAUGAUGUGUGUCUGGUGGCGAACCUUAAUCCACGAGGACUCAUGUCUCCUCCGGCGGACUUAGUGGAUGAAUAACAAAAAUCAUUCAUGUAUGACACUGACACUGUCAAGUUAGUCUUUGCACAUCUUUGAGCUGAUUACAAAAUAUCUCCUCAGCUGUACAUAUUGGUUGUGUUUUAUUCACUUAAUGGUGAUUAAAUCAAAUGUAACUAGGAUGUUGAAAAAACUACACACUACACACUCAUUUACAAGGGAAUCCUUGGCAACUGUUAAAAUCCCACUGCUGCAUUUAAUUUGCAUUAAUAUUUUUAAGACUACCGCACUACCAGACUGUUAUCAACAUUAUUUCUUAUUCAUCUUUUUAAAAAGUUGACCAGUUUAACUGAAUGUAGUGUAACAUAAUCAUGCAUCGGCUGAUCCAAGCUUAAGUUUCUGUCAUUUACAUUAGUGAAAGAUAUAAAGGAGAAAUUAAUCAUGGCUGGCUGUCUUAUCCGAAAUGGCCAAUAUGAAACAAAAAUAGUUUAUGUGGUUAGAAAACAUGCAUGUCAUUUUAGUGGGAGGUUCUACCACUAACUAUGGGAAUAUAGUUUAAUCUUUGGUUGUGUUCCAAACCCCACAGUACUGUACCAAAAUGCUAUUGUAUCAAGUUGAUACACCCCAAUAUGCAUAAUUUCCGAAUUUUACAGAAUAUGUUGAUUUAUUUUAGGGUUUAAGAUGUAAAAUUCACAGUGAUAUAAACUCGACCUGCAAACAUGACACCCUUACAACAAACCACCAAACACUGACAGGUGCCAGGAAUUUCCUGUGAAUGUAGCCUUGGACUGAUUUUAUAUAUGCACUAUAACUCAUAUUUUUAAAUAACGAAUUAUAUUACUUUGUUCAGCUGAGAUUAAUACAAUAGACGUAUUUAGUUAAAAACUGUAUAAUCAAGUGAUUCAAACAGAACAGCUGUUUAAUGGCAUGGAAUUGUAAUAGAUUACAGAGAAUACCAAAGCAUAUACUCAUUCUAGAUGAGAAUAAAAAAAGUGUACUAUUUAA